Rhagoletis pomonella (apple maggot) is the source of this 668-nucleotide messenger RNA. RefSeq lists its product as uncharacterized. Lineage: Eukaryota; Metazoa; Arthropoda; Insecta; Diptera; Tephritidae. The record is from RefSeq and is a predicted model, not a curated record. The transcript has 2 exons. The coding region runs from base 169 to 666 and encodes 165 amino acids.
AUAAUAUACACAAAGGCACUCUUGAUAGGGCCCUGUCUCACGAUUAAUUUGGAUCGCGAUCCAUAUUGAUGCAUGAUGCUCCACUCUCUGCUAUGCUACACCUUCAAUAUUUAUCGCGUCAUUAUUUUCAAACUUUUGAACUGUGCAAGUCGUUUUUAAAUAAGAAAAAUGCAAGAAAAUUCAAAAAGAGCGUGUUUAGCCAUAUUACUGGCAUUUUCAUUAAAAAAAGAAACAAAGAGGAAGUAUUGGAGUCGAAGAUGGUACCUGGAGCGGCAUAGGUACACUCAUUUGAGAUUAUUGGAUUCGAUUCGACUUUGUAAGGAAUUAAGCGACUACGAAAAUUACAUUCGGAUCUCCACUGAAAGUUUCGACCAUAUUCUUGAAUUAAUCAGCCCAUAUAUAACUAAGCAAGAUACAGUUAUGAGAGCUGCAAUUUCGCCAAAAGAAAAACUGGCGGUGACUUUGCAUUAUUUAGCAACAGGAAGCUACUUUAAGCAGGUGCGGUAUACAGCGAUUAUGUCGCGGCAAGCAAUAAGCGAAGAGAUCAUGGAUACAUGUGAAGCUUUGAUAUACGCUCUUCGAAACUGCAUUAAAGUAAGUGUACUAAAUGAUACACAUGUACAUAUGGUAUUUUGUUAUAAUUUAUUCAGAAAACUGUGCAAAUAAAU